Molecule: messenger RNA, 1854 nt
Organism: Zasmidium cellare ATCC 36951
Lineage: Eukaryota; Fungi; Ascomycota; Dothideomycetes; Mycosphaerellales; Mycosphaerellaceae
Exons: 1
Coding region: 1-1854 (617 amino acids)
Biological process (GO): microtubule-based movement; microtubule cytoskeleton organization
Cellular component (GO): cytoplasmic dynein complex; centrosome
Molecular function (GO): dynein heavy chain binding
Source: RefSeq, a predicted model, not a curated record
AUGGCCACAACGACAAUGUCCCGUCAGACCGUUGACCGCCCUGUCAAGCGCAAAAAGGAACAACGUACUGAUAUCUGGUCUGGCCUUCUUCGACAAACACGGGAAGCCCAAGCUCGAAGCAGAACGCAGGCUAUUCAACACCGAGAGCUCGUAGUCUGCGGCGGCUCACCUGACGAUCAACGAGCCUUUGUGCAAUCACUUACCCGACCGCCGCCCGCUCAGCCACCAGCACGAAAUCAGGAGCGCAAGCAGCAGAGACCGAAAGGAGAGUUACGAUUGAGCAAUCGAUAUGCAUACGGAUAUGGCCACGUGAAGCUGUUCUCCCCGCCGCCGCAGGGCGGCGCUGGUGUACAGGUCCUGGGAGCAGAGGCGGAGGAAGUCGCGCAGGUGGAGGUGCACACUCUACCCGAGCCGACUGAGGAGUAUGUUGGAACGUUGCGGAGAUUGCUGGCGCAAAAAGAGACGGGAGACCAUAACAAUGCGGAUGGAGAGAUGCUAGAAGAGGCAGAUGGUGAGGCAAGACGACCCGGGGUGUGUGUGCUGUUGAGCUGGAAAGAGCCGUGGAAGUUUUUGGACCAGCUGCGAAGAUGGUUACAGGUGCUUGCGAAAGCCUUGUUACAACCCGAUGUCCCUGCGACCGAUCCCAUGGAUGUCAUCAAAGAUGCGCAACUUCAAAUAACGGUUGUGGUACAGCAUACCGAAUCGCAGGAGGAUCUUUUCAAGGAAGGCUAUAAAGAGGAUGACUUCGACUACAUUUCGCAAUGCUUGCGCACGGCGAUACUUCCACUGCAUCCCUUGAGCUCUUUAGUGUAUACCAGCUCAAGUACGCCUCCUCAACAGCCUGGUAGUGCCUUGUCUGAAGGGCAGAAAGUCGUCUACAGCUCGCUCGGUCUUGACCUGGCAGGACUUAGUCCGAAGGCUGCGCGUUCAGGAGACAGCUCGAAGAAGGAGGAUCUGGGACCGAAGCAUGAAUUCAUGGAUCGCAUGGCAAUAGUCAUUCCUGCUGGCUGGGACAGCGUGGCCUUCAUACGAACUCUGAGUGAGACCUUUGCUCCAGAGGAUUUGCUAGGGGCAUGGCUGGCAGACUUACAGCCUCCACCUGAACCUCAAAAGCUCGAACCUACAUCUGAAGAGCCCAAGCCAGAGCAGGCGAAUGGGGGGGCGGAGGUGUACGAGAGUUCCCCAGUCGAUGACGAUUUGCCAGACGAGCCACUUUCACCAUCGAAACUUGCCCCAUCAGCAGUGCGAACCUACGAAACGCGUGUGGAAGAUCCCCAAGCUCACAAAGCUACGAAGCCACCUCAGGUCGAGGUCACCACCAAGCCAGAUCAGAAGUUCCUCGGAGAGAUGCGUGAACAUCUCCAGCAACUCGAAGCCCAGGAUCGGGAACGGGAGGCCAGCGGUCGGUCGACAGGCGUGUCUACUACAAGCGUCUCAUCCACUGGCCGCUCAGUCGGUAUGCCGACAGGCGAGACCACUGGCGCAUUGAAUGAGUUGGGCGAUGUGUCUUUCAACGUCGGAGGCGUCAGCUACGACACAGUAAGUGCCGAAGCAGCCAUUGAGCGACUAAAGCGACCUCCCACCACGCAGUCCCUUAAAUCUCCUCUGUCGCCAACUGGAGCGAGAGCCUCCACGCCCAAGCCACCUCGUAGUAAUAGGGACUACAACGAAGAUCGCUGGCCUUCUGCGGAUCGUGGGACGCCGAAAGAGCCAUCCAGUACCAGCACCAAAGCGUCGUCAUCGGAGAGUAAGGAGUUGCCGAUCGACAAGCUGGAGGAGUACUUCCAGAGUCUGAUGAGGAAAGGCGGUGGAGCGAGUCGAGACGCGACGCCAACGAAGGGAACUCAAGGGUAG